AUACCGGAAGCAGGACUAAUAACUUCCGUUUGUCGAUAACGUCUGCCGAGCGACGAGUACAGGAGUGAUCUUCAAUGGCUCACGGCGCUCGCUCCCCCCUAGUAGCUGCCCUGGCAGUAGUGUGCAUCGCUGUCUGUAAGUCCGAACUGCAGGACGCCUCCCUCCCGUUCACCUACCCAGCUGAGCCUCUGCCUAACACUACCUCCCUCUACUUCGGCCUCCUACAGUCGUUUGGGGGUACCUACGAUGGCUCGGGCUCUAUCCCCGGGAUCCAGCUCGCCCUGGACAAUAUCAACGAAGCUCAGACUCUACUACCUGGAUACACGCUCCAGUUUGUGCUCAGAGAUUCCUUCUGCGAGCACACGACUGCUCUUGAGAGUCUCCACAGACUGCUGUUUGAGAAGCAGCGGACCAUGAUAGCCAUGAUGGGGUCUGGCUGCAGCCUCGCCACUGAGCCAACCGCAGAGAUUGAUCACUACUACAACCUCACCCACAUAUCCUGUGUGUCCUCGUCCAUCCUCCUCAGCAAUCGUACUCGCUACAGAGCCUAUUUCCAGAUGCUGCCGUCUGAGGCUGACAUAUCAGCAGCCAUCUACGGAGCCAUACAGGCCUAUGGCUGGGGAUAUCUGGCUAUCAUCACUCAGAAUGAAAACAUCCUCACGUUGGUGAGCACCAGUUUUUCCGUCGUGAUUUUUGUCACAAAAGAGCUACGUACGUAUGAGCUAUUAAGUGACGAGCUUGUUAUUUUGUUUCGACAA
Messenger RNA from Geodia barretti, 758 nucleotides. The record is from the annotation of a GenBank genome assembly. Lineage: Eukaryota; Metazoa; Porifera; Demospongiae; Tetractinellida; Geodiidae.